This is a messenger RNA of Peromyscus eremicus (cactus mouse), 2157 nucleotides long. RefSeq names its product carcinoembryonic antigen-related cell adhesion molecule 3-like. The record is from RefSeq and is a predicted model, not a curated record. Lineage: Eukaryota; Metazoa; Chordata; Mammalia; Rodentia; Cricetidae. The coding region runs from base 10 to 2157 and encodes 715 amino acids. Gene Ontology annotation, biological process: T cell activation. The transcript is spliced from 7 exons. Gene Ontology annotation, cellular component: external side of plasma membrane.
AGAAGAGAGAUGGAGGUGUCAUCUCUGCAUCCAUGCAAGGGCUGCACCCCCUGGCAGGGCCUUCUUCUCACAGCCUCCCUUUUAACCUGCUGGCACCUGUCCACCACUGCCCAAGUUACCAUUGAAUCAGUGCCGCCCCAAGUGGUUGAAGGAGAAAACGUCCUUCUACGUGUCAACAAUCUGCCAGAGAAUCUUAUAGCUUUUUCCUGGUACAAGGAAGCGAGGAAUAUGAACCUCAGAAUUGCACUAUUUGCACUGGACACAAAUCUAAGUGUGAUGGGGCCUGAACAAAGUGACAGAGAAACAGUGUACAGCAAUGGAUCCCUGUGGCUUAAAAAUGUCACCAAGAAGGACACAGGAUUCUAUACCCUACAAACAGUAAAGAGAGGUGGAAAAAUUGUAUCUACAACAACCAUGUACUUCCAUGUGUACCCCUCCCUUUAUACCUGUGGGCACCCUCCCCCCUCUGCCCAGCCCACUAUUGAAUCAGUGCCACCCAGUGUUGCUGAAGGGGGAAGUGUUCUUCUCCUCGUUCACAAUCUCCCAGAGAAUCUUCAAGCUCUUUACUGGUAUAAAGGGGUGAUUGCAUACAAAAAGUUUGAAAUUGCCCGACACAUAAGACAAAUAGAUUCAAGUUUGCAGGAGCCAGCACACAGUGGUAGAGAGGCAUUGUUCAGCAAUGGAUCCCUGCUGCUCCAUAAUGUCACCUGGAAGGAUGCUGGAUUCUACACCCUACGAACUCUGACUACAGAUCUAAAAGCUGAAGAAGCCCAUGUGCAACUCGAGGUGGACACCUCUGUUUCUACAUGCUCUAACUCUCCAGCCUCCACCCAAGUCACAAUCAAAUCAGUGCCUCAGUAUGUUGCUGAAGGGGAAAGCGUUCUUCUCUUAGUUCAUAAUCUGCCAGAAGAUCUUCAAGAAUUUUACUGGUACAAAUCAGUGUAUAGGACAGACAUUUUUGAAAUUGCAAAAUACAGCAAAGCCACGAAUUCCACCAUCUGGGGGCUUGCACAUAGUCAAAGAGAAAUGGUGUACACCAAUGGAUCCCUUUUGAUCAAGGACAUCACUAAGAAAGAUGCAGGAUUAUACAUGCUAGAAACUUUGAACAAAGAUUACAAAAUUGAGAAAGCAUUUGUGCAACUCCAUGUGAACACCUCCCUUUUCACCUACUGGCAUCCUCCCCUCUCUGCCCAGCCCACUAUUGAAUCAGUGCCACCCAGUGUUGCUGAAGGGGGAAGUGUUCUUUUACUUGUUCACAAUCUCCCAGAGAAUCUUCAAGCUCUUUACUGGUAUAAAGGGGUGAUGGCAUACAAGAAGUUUGAGAUUGCCCGACACAUAAGACAAAUAGAUUCAAGUGUGCUGGGCCCAGCACACAGUGGUAGAGAGGCAUUGUUCAGCAAUGGAUCCCUGCUGCUCCAUAAUGUCACCUGGAAGGAUGCUGGAUUCUACACCCUACGAACUCUGACUACAGAUCUAAAAGCUGAAGAAGCCCAUGUGCAACUCGAGGUGGACACCUCUGUUUCUACAUGCUCUAACUCUCCAGCCUCCACCCAAGUCACAAUCAAAUCAGUGCCUCAGUAUGUUGCUGAAGGGGAAAGCGUUCUUCUCUUAGUUCAUAAUCUGCCGGAAGAUCUUCAAGAAUUUUACUGGUACAAAUCAGUGUAUAGGACAGACGUCUUUAAAAUUGCAGAAUACAACAGAGCCACGAAUUCCACCAUCUGGGGCCUUGCACACAGCCAAAGAGAAAUGGUGUACACCAAUGGAUCCCUGCUGAUCAAGGGCAUCACUGAGAAAGAUGCAGGAUUAUACAUGCUAGAAACUUUGAACAAAGAUUACAGAAUUGAAAAAACAUUUGUGCAACUCCAUGUGAACAAGCCUGUGGCACAGCCCUUCAUUCGAGUCAUUGACACCACAGUCACAGUACAGAGCUCUGUGGUCUUUACAUGCUUCUCAUCUGACCCUGGAAUCUCCAUCCACUGGAUCUUCAAUAACCAGAGUCUGCAGCUCACAGACAGGAUGAUUCUGUCCUCCCAAAAGUGCCAACUCUACAUUUAUGCUGUCAGGAUGGAGGAUGCUGGAGAGUAUAAGUGUGAGGUCUCCAACCCAGUCAGUUCAAAGACUAGCCUUCCAGUCAGCCUGGUGGUGAAGAAAGAGUGA